AUGGGUCAAACAGCCUCAAAACCGCAACCCGGCUCAUCAAUCCAGGUCAUUGGGGCCGGGCUACCACGCACAGGAACUUCAUCAUUCAGCCAAGCGAUAGAAAUCCUCCUCAACGGACCAGUGUACCACUGCGGGACGCAAAUAUCGCGCGGCCCACCAACAGAGAUCAAAUCAUGGAUGCCAAUUCUGCAAAAAUGGUUCAAAAAAGAUACAGAUUCACGCUCAACAAUGCUAUCCCUCCUGCAUCGCCGAUUGGACGGCUACGUUGCCAUCACCGAUUCCCCGGGUUGCGAGUUCGUCCCGGAACUCAUGGAACUUUACCCCGAUGCCAAGGUCAUUUGCACGACGCGCGAUCCUGUCUCGUGGGAGACAAGCAUGUAUCAUGUACAGACGUUGACGGGCGUUUGGUUUGCGCGGGCUGUCCUGCUGCCCCUGGAAGGUAUGAGACAUUUCAUUCCGUAUGGGUAUCUUCUGGCUGCGCAGUGGGAGUCGAUCUAUGGGAGAGUGAUGGGGAUGCAUGGGCGGGAGACCUAUGCCCGACAUAUCGAGUGGUUGAAAGAGGUCGUUCCGGAAGAUAGAUUGGUCUUCUUUGAUGUGAAGGAUGGAUGGGGGCCGCUGUGUGAGGCUCUGGGGUUGGAGCCUCCGGUGGAUGUGCCAUUUCCCCGUGUGAACGACUCCGAGGCCAUCGAGCGCACGAUCCAGCAUCACCUUCGGAGAGGUCUCACGCGAUGGGUUUUCAUCUUUGCUUUCAUCGGGACUGGAGUUGCAGCUUUCCGUAUGUGGAGAUGA
Molecule: messenger RNA, 789 nt
Organism: Penicillium olsonii
Lineage: Eukaryota; Fungi; Ascomycota; Eurotiomycetes; Eurotiales; Aspergillaceae
Source: the annotation of a GenBank genome assembly